GUGUUUCUUGCUGGUUGUUCUCUCUAUCUAGCCGUGAGGCAUGGCGAGUCUCCGUUCUUCAGCAGUUUACUCCGUCGUCUUAAUUACCCAUUCGGCCCCUCCGGCGUAGGUGCUCCCUCCCGGGUUAGUCCCAUAUUCCAAAGCCGACUGAUGACGUAUCUCUUAAAUAUCGGCAAUCUCCGACGGAGCAAGGUUGCUCUUCCAACUGGAUCACCCCGUAUUAAAGAAUCUCAUUCCAUCAUGGAUUAUCUCAACUCCUCAUUGCCCAUCGGUUGCAUUGCCAGGGAUGCGGUUUCACCUUCCUCGCCAUAUUCUUCUCUGUGCCCCGAUUCCGACUAUUCUUCUUCGGGUCGUGCUUCACAAAUCGAUGGAAUUAAGCCUUCUGGCGAUUCCGCGAGAGAUGUGCUCCUCUUCCCGAAGGUUGGAGUAGAUUAUGACAGUCUCAACUUCACUUCUCAACCGUCUUCUCUCUGUGAAGAUGCUGAUGAGAGUUGCUCUUUUUCGGAUACGAGUCAAUUUGCGAUGGAUGAUGUCCACUCUCCGCCCAUCUCGCAGUGUGCUCGUUCGCCUCGUUGUGGAUGCGCCUGUCCCUGUCAAGGCGAGGUGUUGGCAAAUGAAUUGUCCAAGCGCUGUCAGCACUGCCGUGUCGUGAUACUGGCAGCCAAAGAAAAGCAGGAGGGCGAGGCACGCAAGAACGCAAACUGUCUGCUCGAGCAGAUUGAACAAGAAGAAGAAGAGUUAGCCAAGCGUGAGGCUCUUCAGGCCAAGAAGCGCGAGCGCAAACGCAUGAAGCGCAAGGCAAAGCAGGAGAAGGAGCGUCAGGGGAAGGGCGUAGUCGCGGACAUGUCCCAUUAUUCUCCUACUCCAGGCAAGAGUCCGGACAGCGGCAGCUGCGCUGAGGACAAUGGAAUUCUCGUUGGCGAGCUCAUACAGAAUGAAAGAAUAAAUGAUAAUUGCCCUGAAGGACAGAGGUAA
Molecule: messenger RNA, 975 nt
Organism: Protopolystoma xenopodis
Lineage: Eukaryota; Metazoa; Platyhelminthes; Monogenea; Polystomatidea; Polystomatidae
Source: the annotation of a GenBank genome assembly